Molecule: messenger RNA, 2019 nt
Organism: Rhipicephalus microplus (southern cattle tick)
Lineage: Eukaryota; Metazoa; Arthropoda; Arachnida; Ixodida; Ixodidae
Product: activating signal cointegrator 1
Biological process (GO): rescue of stalled cytosolic ribosome; positive regulation of DNA-templated transcription
Cellular component (GO): RQC-trigger complex; nucleus
Molecular function (GO): nucleic acid binding; zinc ion binding
Source: RefSeq, a predicted model, not a curated record
UACAGACUGCUGCAGUUUGUAUAUUAACCCAUGUAUAUCAUCGUUUCUAGUUCUAAAAACGUUGAUGCAUAUUAACUCUAUGCUGUUACCCAUAGAGUCGUAGAGUAAUCACUUAUUAUAAUGCAUAGAGUUUGCAGCUGCGCCAUGGUGCACCGCUUCAUUCUCUCUUGGCUGCGCCGUGCUCCCUACCGGGCUGUAGAAAGUCAGGCCUUCUUCUUCUUCUAACCACCACCAUUCUAUCUUUCACGCGCAUUAAGGAAACAUCUCUAGAUAUUCGGUAAUCUUUCUGUUAAACCUCCAUCAUUCCAAAUCUGAACAGUAAAUUUCGAAACCACUCGAUCAACAACAACAACAAUAUUCGCGUACGCUGCAAGCUGUGGUGCUGGUUCUCAUUGCAUUAGUGGCGGUGAAGCGAGAUCUACAGGCGUGUGAACAUCGAAGGCGACACACCAUGAGUAGCGCUAGUCAAGAUGGUGACGCUCCCAUGACAGUGUACAAGAAAGCAGAACUUCAGGAUUAUGUCGAGCCACAAAAAACAAAGUCUUCGAAAAAGAAACGUUCUGGUUCUAAGCACGAGCCAGCACAAGAAAGUUCGGAGGAGUUGGAGUCGAGCCUGUGUGGUGACGAGGAAAUGAAAAAACAGGCUGUUUCCGAAGAAGAGCGUUCGAACAUCGCCAUGACGCAAAACGCAACGCGACGCAAGCAGCGUUAUGUCAACUUGUACAGCCGGGAAGGCCGUGCGCGCGACGUCGUGUUGUUUCCUGGCCGCCAUCCGUGCGAGUGUGAGGCCCGCCGGCACGCGCUCAUUAACAACUGCCUUCGUUGCGGUCGCAUAGUCUGCCGCCAGGAAGGGUCGGGACCGUGCUUCACCUGCGGCAAUUUGGUAUGCACUAAUGAAGAAAAGGAGCUCCUGUCUCGUGAUUCGAAGAAGAGCCUUGAGCUUCGGAACAAGCUGAUGAACCAUACCGUCGAUGAGGGUCUUGCCAAGGCUAUUGAGCAGAAGAAUCGGCUUCUGGAAUAUGAUCGUACCUCGAAGCGUCGUACCAAGGUCAUAGAUGACAAUUCCGACUAUUACUCCUCAGACAACAAGUGGCUGACGCUUGAGCAACGAGAAAUGAUUCGUAAAAAGGAAGAAGAGUUGUACGCAGAGCAACAUGCUUCACGACGACAACAGAAGGUGACGCUAGAUUUUGCUGGGCGCCAAGUGGUGAAGGAAGACCCACGGCAUGCCAGCAUGCAAAGCUUGUUUCAAUCACUUGUAGAACCUAUGGCUGAAAUAAAUAUCAAUGACCAAUUGUGUAGAGAAGUGGAGUCCAUACACUUUGUUGAUCCAGCCUUGGAUAUGCCACCAUUCGAGUAUGUACCAACCGAGGUCCUCCGUGCACCGACCUGUCCAAUGGGGGACAACAGCCUGGUGUGCACCUCAAGCAAUGGACUAGUCAUCAGCUCCCGCAUUCAGGAUCGAGCUCUCAUGGAAAUGUCUGAUGAUGGCUUUGCACUUUCCGUGCAACAACCAUUUGCCGGUCUGCUAGUGGCCGGAAUCAAAAAGCAUGAAGGGCGUGCUUGGUUCACAACAUACAGGGGUCGUCUCUGGAUUCAUGCAGCCUGCAAACAGCCCUCACAGGAAGACAUCACUGAAGUGACUGGCAUUUAUCGCCAGAUUGUCAAAGCAGAGACCGAAGAACUGAAAUUUCCGGACGAGUACCCAACGAGCUGCCUCUUAGGAUGUGUCAAUCUUGUUGAUUGCCUGCCCCAGGACACCUACCGUGAACAGUAUCCAUUUGGAGAAUGCAUUUCCCCUUUUGUCUUCAUAUGUGAGAGACCUCAAGGGCUGAAAACAAAGCUCCCUAUGAAAGGACAACACAAAAUCUUCAAAAUGGACUCUAGGCUGCACCAUGUAGCCAUGAAGACACUGCUUUGCCCUCAGAUCUUGGAAAGCUGACCAGCUUUUUAUAACUGUUGGAAAGAAGUCGCUGUUUUUCACACAGAAAAUAAACUUUUUGUUAUUGUACAGGGGAA